AUCGGCUGCGCACCGAUCAUCCUCAGGGGGCUAACCUCUUGACCAUGAUGCCUUGCGGUCCGCCGAGAGUCCUCCCAGAGGAAGAGGAAGAGGCAGAAGGGAGGCCAACGAAACACUCGACCAAACGGCUAAGGAUAAGGAAGAGCACUUACGCAGAGGAGAAGCUGACCUCUUCCAGUUGUGGACGUAGAAGAAGAAUUAGGUGGGGGGGAAGAAAAAAGACGAGGAGGAAGAAGACGAGAGGAAAAAGAGGGCAAGAGCAGGAUGAGGGGACGAGGAGGAAGACGAAUGAGGAGCAGGAGGAAGAACAGGAGGAAGAGGAGGAGGAAGAGGAGGAGGAAGAGGAGGGAGGAAGAGGACGAGGAGGAAGAGGAGGAGGAAGAGGAGGGAGGAAGAGGACGAGGAGGAAGAGGACGAGGAGGAAGAGGAGGGAGGAAGAGGAGGAGGAAGAGGAGGAAGAGGAGGAAGAGGAGGAGGAGGAGGAGGAAGAGGAGGAGGAAGAGGAAGAGGAGGAAGAGGAGGAAGAGGAGGAGGCGGAAGAGGAGGAGGAAGAGGAGGAGGAGGAAGAGGAGGAGCGAAUAGUCGAAGAAAAAAGAGAUGAGGCAAGAGAAGGAGGAUAAGCGUACAAGGAGAACGACAAAAUGGAUUCAAAUCGAUGAGCAAACGGCAGCAAACGGCAGCAAACGGAAGGAGGGAAAGAGUAGGGAGUAGGGUAGGCAGGGGCUAAUGGCAGAGGGCCAUGUUACCGGUUCCUUCUUUGUGUUGUCACUGGGAGUCAAUCUGUGUCUGAGGGCAUACCUCACACUAGCAGUUUCCCAAAUAUAUCAGGCGGCAAUUACGGCCACACCUGGAUGAAUCUGACCGCAAUCACGUCCAGAGCUUAGAAGAUAAACAGUCCUAGUUUGA
This is a messenger RNA of Chara braunii, 906 nucleotides long. NCBI's taxonomy places the organism in Eukaryota, Viridiplantae, Streptophyta, Charophyceae, Charales, Characeae. The record is from the annotation of a GenBank genome assembly.